This is a messenger RNA of Volvox carteri f. nagariensis, 414 nucleotides long. RefSeq lists its product as uncharacterized. The annotation marks the transcript as partial. The record is from RefSeq and is a predicted model, not a curated record. NCBI's taxonomy places the organism in Eukaryota, Viridiplantae, Chlorophyta, Chlorophyceae, Chlamydomonadales, Volvocaceae. The transcript has a single exon.
CCGGGCAGUUCGAUCUUCUUACCGGGCAGUUCGAUCUUCUUACCGGGCAGUUCGAUCUUCUUACCGGGCAGUUCGAUCUUCUUACCGGGCAGUUCGAUCUUCUUACCGGGCAGUUCGAUCUUCUUACCGGGCAGUUCGAUCUUCUUACCGGGCAGUUCGAUCUUCUUACCGGGCAGUUCAGUCUUCUUACCGGGCAGUUCGAUCUUCUUACCGGGCAGUUCGAUCUUCUUACCGGGCAGUUCGAUCUUCUUACCGGGCAGUUCGAUCUUCUUACCGGGCAGUUCGAUCUUCUUACCGGGCAGUUCGAUCUUCUUACCGGGCAGUUCGAUCUUCUUACCGGGCAGUUCGAUCUUCUUACCGGGCAGUUCGAUCUUCUUACCGGGCAGUUCGAUCUUCUUACCGGGCAGUUCGAUC